AUGACCCCUACCACUUCCCAGAUUUCUUGGCCAACUACUACUGCCUCCCUCUGCGAGCUACUCAAUAUCGAUACUGACGUGAAAAAAUGCCAUGCCUCGACACAGAAGAAGGCUCGUUGCCAGCACCCAGUCAGCAAAGCCAACUCGGCUCAUAUCGCUUGUCUCUUGGAGAAAGCAGUCGCUCAAGGAAGCUUUUCUGCUGCUCAGGCUACACUCCAAGAAGUCUCUUACUUGAUCAUGUGUUGUUAUAAACAUCGAGAUAAGGGCCCCCCUCGUUUGUCAGAGUGGGAGACAGUCCUCAAGCCCCUUAAAGUGGUGCAUAUCAAGAAUGAAGACAAGGAAGAUACUCUCAAAACCGAGAAAGAAACAGAUAAUACAUCACCAACCACUCCUGUUAUUUCAUCGCAAAAACAGAUUCCACUCAAGGGCAAUACAUCUAUAACUACUUCAACUCAUCGUCGUCGCAGAUCCCAGUCGUCCCCUUCUACUCCAACAAAACCGUCCCCAAAGCUUUUACUACCCAAAUUACCUUCACCUAAGAGUCCCAAAGCGCCACAUGAGUUCGAGGACUUCUCCCGUCCCCGGUCGACCCUAGAAAUCAAUAAAGCGAUAAAGAAGCGACUUCUUAAACCCUUGACCGAAUGGGAGACAAAGAAUGGAGGCUACAUCUACCUCUAUACCUUUCCUGAGAGUUACCACGACGCACAUCCCUAUAUCAAGAUAGGCUUUUCUCAAGACGUCAGUAAGCGUAUGCGAGAUUGGAAAGACCAGUGCAGCUACGAAGCAAAAGUGCUCGGUGAGUUUCCGGCCGAGCACUACGUCAAGGUUGAGAGAAUUGUACAUGCUCAGCUCUGGAACCAGAGGAAGCGAGAAAAAGCAUGCCCAGCUUGCAACGUUCGCCACAAUGAGUGGUUCAAGGUAGACGCUAUGACUGCCUCAAAGACCAUUGCCUUAUGGACUGGCUGGAUGAGGCGAGAGCCAUAUGAUGAAGAGGGCAACAUCCUGGAUAAAUGGCGUAUCAGGAUUGAGGGCCUUGACAUGGCUAAUCCUGAUUGUUGGGACUUGCUAGUCAAGGGGCUUUUCGAUGAUGAUGUCGAAGAGUCUGAGCUGUCCGAAGGAGAUAGCUUUGCGUGGUCAAGUGAUGAACAGUCCGAGAUCUCUGAGGAAGAUGCUCUUGGAGGUUAUGAAACUGACAAACCUGAGUUUACUUUGACUGACGAUGAAUCUGACGAUGAGGCAUAUGUGGAAGAUGAUGAGCGAUAG
Molecule: messenger RNA, 1263 nt
Organism: Fusarium tjaetaba
Lineage: Eukaryota; Fungi; Ascomycota; Sordariomycetes; Hypocreales; Nectriaceae
Exons: 1
Coding region: 1-1263 (420 amino acids)
Source: RefSeq, a predicted model, not a curated record